This is a messenger RNA of Callorhinchus milii (elephant shark), 3905 nucleotides long. RefSeq names its product leucine rich repeat containing 45 (gene lrrc45). NCBI's taxonomy places the organism in Eukaryota, Metazoa, Chordata, Chondrichthyes, Chimaeriformes, Callorhinchidae. Gene Ontology annotation, cellular component: centrosome. The transcript has 18 exons. The record is from RefSeq and is a predicted model, not a curated record. The coding region runs from base 110 to 2134 and encodes 674 amino acids. Gene Ontology annotation, molecular function: protein binding.
UCCUCGGCAAACUUGACCAAAAGAACCCGGUAACUCGCAACAGCAGCAACGGGAACAGUGAAAAAGUUGAGUAACGGCAGACAGCUUAAGUGAGCUGUAAAAGUCAAGGAUGGAUGAUUUGAAGAGAGGGUACCUUCGCCUUUGCAAAGAGAGUAACAUUGAACCGCAAGAGUCUGUUCUGAACCAGAUGCAUAAUGUUCGAGAUGGGAGCCCGAUGCCCAGGCUGGAUCUCGCCACGCAAUCUCUCUCCGUCGACACGUGUGCUGUGCUGGGGAAGGUUUUACUGAAUGACGGGGUAUUCACCGAGAUCAUGCUUUGCGACUGCAUGCUGAACGAGGAAGGUGCCAAACUAUUGCUACGUGGACUGUGCUCCAACUCCACUGUUAAAACCUUAGACAUAAAGGGUAAUAACUUGCGAGCAGCUGGAGCUGAGGCACUGGGAAAACUGCUGAGACACAACAAAUCUCUCAAGAGUUUGAUAUUGGAGUGGAACGCUCUUGGAAUGUGGGAAGAAGGAUUCUCCAUAUUCUGCGAGGGAGUGAGAGCCAAUAAAGUCCUUCAGCGUCUCGAUCUGCGUAAUAACCAGAUCAACCACCAGGGGGCAGGAGAACUAGCGUUGGCCUUGAAGAACAAUGAUACUUUGGAGGAACUUGACCUUCGCUGGAACAACAUUGGCCUGUUAGGUGGACGGGCAUUACUGAGUGCACUACAGCAAAACAAGUCCCUUGUGCGUCUGGAGCUGGCUGGCAACAACAUCCCCAGUGACAUCUUGAAAGCCGUGGACCAGGCAGUCGAUCAUAAUUCAGACAGACAGGCAACGCUCAAAGAGAACAGGUGCAGGACCAAGAUCCUCAGCAAUGAGGUCCAUUUUCUGAAGACAGAAAAGAACAAGCAGUACUUGGAAAUGAUGGAUGCAAUUGAUCAGCAAAAGGAUGAACUGACAAGAAGCAACAGGACUUCUGCAAUGCGUGUUGGACAGUUGCAGGAAGCCUUGAAUGAGAGGACCUCUAUUGUUAACUCUUUGCGAGCAAAAGUGCAGAUGACAGAGGCUGCUUUAACACUAUCGGAGCAAAAAUCAAAUGACCUGAAGGAGUUUCUGAACAAGAUGAAAGCGGAGAAAUUUGAGUUGAAAGAAAGGCACACAAAGGACCUCAAGAAAGAACAAGAGGAAAUGGCUCUUCGAGAAGCAAAGCUGAUCAAGGAGCUGAACACAGCGAACGAGAAAAACCUACAACUGAAAAGCAAAGUGGAUGAGCUGGAGCGAAAGUGUAAGGUCCAACAAGAUCAGAUCUUUGAGCUGAAACAGGAGAUGACCAUUGUAACUGCUGAGCUGAAGAUGAGAAUAGCACAGACCGAGGAACGCAUAGAGAUGGAGAAGAAGAGGUCCAAACAAGUACUGGAUGAUGCAAUGGCCCUGCGUCAGAAAGAGGUGGAUCGCAUGAACCGUCAGAUGGAAGAAAGUGAGUGGUUAAUGCAGGACAGAAAUCAGAAGCUUGAGAGCAUUCGAACUCAGCUGGAAGAGGAGCUAAGCCGAGUAAAGUCAGUAUCUAUAACUGAGCGAGCCAAAGCUGAGGAGGAGCUUAUGAAAGUGAGAAGCCAAGUGCGAUUGGAAGAGCAACAGAGAUUGAGCCACCUGGAAGAGAAGCUUCGCCUCCUCACUCAAUCCCGUGAUGAGUCUCAGAAUCAUUGUACUCAACAGAAACAAACCAUCAGCGAGUUACAAGCAAAGAACAACAAGUUAACGUUUGAGGUCGAAGGCUUGAAGCAUCGUAUCGACGAAUUAUUUCAGGAGAUGUCUGGCAAGGAUCAGGAGAAGGUCACUGAGGUGAAUAAGGUACGAGUGGAACUUCAGGAACAAAUUGGCCAUUUGCAAGCAGAGAGAGCAACCCAGGAAGGGUUCAAGGAGAAAAUUUCCACCUUGGAGAGGCAGCUAAAGGCUCAGUCAAACAGCCACCGAGACGCCCUGCUGGACAAAGAGAGCGAAUUAGCUUCGCUGCUGGAAAAAAUCCGCCUAAAAGAUUCCGAGAUUGUGCGAAUGCGAGAGGAUGAGGCCCAGCGAGCCAGCUUCCUGCAGAACGCCAUCCUUUCUUACGUACAGGGAUCCCCUCUCGGCCUCCUCACGCCAAAGAAGUGAAAUUCACAGGCAGACUGUCUGAAAUGCGGAGGCUUUGCUCAAGCGAAAGAGCUGUACAGGCUGUAUCCAAAAUCAGUUUGACAAAGUGGUUCAUUCUGUCGUUAAAGCUGAGGUGAAAAUGAGGGCAGGGAGACAAAAUACAAAGCCAUUCGGAUCGGUGCUUAUAGACCAGACUACAGGAAAAGAUGCACAUCCUCAAAUUAUACUCAAGAUUGGUGCCCUUUGAUGUAUUUUGUGCACAGAGGAGCUCCUAACGGGAAUAUUCAAGAGAAAAACUGACAUUUUAGUGGGGGGUUAAAAGCUAAAACAAAUCACAUUCGCUGUUUUAACUUCGGUCAACUCAAUGCCAGGAUUAAUUUCAUAAAAUGCAGUGGAAUGAGAGGUAUGGAUUAUUGGAAACGAUAUUAUGGAUGAUUUUAACCGUUCCAUCGGGUUGACCCUUGUCUGACCACACAAAAGACAUUGUGGACAUUGGUUGAGAACCAUCAAUACGUUUCACGUCCAACCCUGGGUGCUUCUGUGUGUCACGCUCCAGAAGAGGGAGAAGAAUCAAAAGGUGCUGAUAGUGUCGCUGACCAAUAGUUGAGCACAGUCAGUGAAUUGAUGAACCUGCGUUCCUUGUUCCUUAUUGGCAAACUCAGCAUUUCUGUGGUUGUUUCUGGGAGCGCAGGUUGUAGGGAUCAGGGGGAGGGAAAAAAUUACAAAUGUUUUGAACUCCAGAAAGCGAAACUUUUUUUAAAAAAUUGACCACGCCCAUUAAUGCACUCGAUUUCAGUAACGUAGGCAGGAUGGUGUGAACAGCAUCUUAUCUCCACAGUGUUUCCUUUUCCCGAUACAGUAUGUGUGUGUGUUUGUACGUGUGUUUGUGUGUGUGUAUAUACACGUGUGCACGCACACGCACUCUGAAGUUAACUACAACCUCACAUCGCCAGUGUCGACAAGUGUUCCAUUUACUUUGAUGUUUGCAACGUGGCUAACCAGGAUCAAAUGGAGCUAAAAAUAUCCCAGCUACAGUCAGCUAUUUUCAGACCACCUAUUUGUGUGGGCACAAAUUUUAAGUGUUUUAAAAGAGCAAUAUGUCAACAUUUUCACAUUAGCCGUGUGUGUGUGUGUUUUUUUACAUAAAGAAAGGAUGGGCUUUUUAACUGUUUAAAGUUGCUAUGAAAUAAUCUUCUUGCAUGUGGUAUGAUGGUAUUUAGUCAUAUCUUGGUAUGAUGUAUAAGUGAGUUAUUAAUUUGAUAUCCUGAUAUUUCCACAAUGUCUUUUGUGUGGUCAGACAAGGCUCAAACUUGGCUUAAAGUCAAAUAAUCUGCUGACUGUCACCCGUAGAUAAAGGUAAAGAGCAAGACACUUGGAUUUUGCUGGACCUCGUGGCACAAAUUCCUUUAUUGGGUAUCGCCAUCAGAGAAGAGCAUAUCAAAGCAAAUAAGUUGGGGAAAGUAAACCACGUGCCUUAAAGAGUGCAUCGCACUUCAAAAGAACAGCACCAAUACCGCUAAAAGUCUAACGUGCAAUAUUCCAGCAAGCUACCAAACUGUGAGGAAUUAAUAAGGAUUAUUAUGAUUAUUAUAAUUUUCCCUUGGAGUGAAACCGUGCGGGGAUGAGGUGGCGUUUUGCUGUCUCCCGGAGUUUUUCUCACAAGUUCAGGAAUUGUACGUUUUACAGACUUCACCGGGAAUCGCAAUUGGCUCUUUCCCAACCCUUUGACCGAUAUCGCAAAUUAAAAUCUUCCGAGAUUAAACAAAUUGCAUUACUCAAUUUAAAAACCUUA